GAGCUGACAGACGAGGGUCCGGUACCCGUCACUCUGUUCUGCUCCAACAAGAUGGGACAGUCCAUCAGCAUCGCAGACUUUCUGGCCAGUGAGGGCCUCGCCCUCAGAGAGAGAAAACCCAGAGAUGCUGCCAUUCAAAAAUCCAAAGAAGCUGAUGCACAGUCUCCAGUGAGCGAGAUGCAGACUGACGGUUCUGAUGGUGACGAAAAACAAACUCCCGCCGCUCCUUCUGGCGCUCCUUUCUCCUCUGUCGUCUCCACUCCAAAACCAGCCCGCCGCACCAUUAUGUCUGCUGAGAAGGUGAAGACCGGGUCGUACGACCCCCCAGAGCUGCCGUGUCUCGGUCACAUCCAGAUCAGUGUUUCUGCCGUCGGAGAGGACGGACUCAUUUACACCAGAACACAGAACCAAGAGGGUCAGCUGGAGCAGCUCAGGGACAGGAUCCAGCAGAGCAUGAAGACUUUGCCCAGACAGAAGCCCUACACCUGGAAGUCUGUGCAGGGCUGUGCCGUCAUCGGACCGGACAUGCUGUGGUACCGAGGAACGCUGCUGGAGGUGCUGGGAGGACACGUCAAGGUACAAUAUGUGGACUCCGGCCUAGUGGAGAACAUCCCAGUGGUGCAUGUGUACCCGAUGCUGCUGUGUGACGACGUCCCUCAGCUCUGUAUGCCCUGCCAGCUGCACAGCAUCAACCCUGUCGGGGGGAGGUGGCAGCGGGAUGCGGUGGCCUUGCUGAGGGAGGUGUUGCUGAACCGCUGUGUGGACAUGCGAGUCACGGAGCUGCCCUCUGACCUGAGAGGACCCCUCACCGUUGAGCUCUUCCUGGAUGGGCUGAGCCUCAACAGGAUCCUGUGUCACCACGAACAUGCCUCCAUGGACCAGACGGUCUCUGCACAGAAG
Anarrhichthys ocellatus (wolf-eel) is the source of this 900-nucleotide messenger RNA. RefSeq names its product RING finger protein 17-like. The annotation marks the transcript as partial. Lineage: Eukaryota; Metazoa; Chordata; Actinopteri; Perciformes; Anarhichadidae. The record is from RefSeq and is a predicted model, not a curated record. The transcript has 7 exons.